Molecule: messenger RNA, 1038 nt
Organism: Tuber melanosporum (Perigord truffle)
Lineage: Eukaryota; Fungi; Ascomycota; Pezizomycetes; Pezizales; Tuberaceae
Exons: 4
Coding region: 35-919 (294 amino acids)
Biological process (GO): rRNA methylation
Cellular component (GO): mitochondrial matrix
Molecular function (GO): rRNA (adenine-N6,N6-)-dimethyltransferase activity
Source: RefSeq, a predicted model, not a curated record
GAUCUGGCAAUCUCACCUCGACAAUCAAACAACCAUGCCGAAAGCCAAAAAACAACCGCACCCAAAGGGCAAUUCCCCAUACUCUCGCACAAGCACUACGGCGAAAGAAGCGGCUUCGAGGGCUGUCAACAAUGUCUUCCGCAUGAAUACAGACCUUGGACAGCAUAUCCUUAAAAACCCAGGUGUGGCCCAGGCAAUAGUGAACAAGGCUGGCCUCAAACAAUCUGAUGUUGUCUUGGAAGUUGGCCCGGGAACGGGUAACCUCACAGUCAAGAUUUUGGAGCAAGCGCGGAAGGUUAUCGCGGUGGAAAUGGACCCCCGUAUGGCUGCUGAGCUCACCAAGCGUGUGCAAGGCAAACCGGAGCAAACCCGAGUAGAAAUCCUCCUGGGCGAUGUCAUAAAAACCGAGCUCCCCUAUUUCGACGUUUGUAUAUCCAACACGCCCUACCAGAUCUCCUCCCCUCUGGUGUUCAAGCUGCUUGCGCUAUCUCCUGCCCCAAGGACUUGCAUCCUCAUGUUCCAGCGGGAGUUCGCGAUGCGCGUGGUAGCGCAGCCUGGCGAUACGCUCUAUUGCCGGCUGAGCGUGGAGUCAUCAGUCAUCAGAAUUGAGCCCAAAAACCCCAGACCGCCGAUUUCCUAUGACGAAUGGGAUGGACUAUUGAGGAUCGUGUUUGUUAGAAAAAAUAAGACGAUUGCUGCGGGGUUCAAGUCCAGUGCCGUCAUGGCGCUUCUGGAGAGGAACUACAGGACUUGGUGUGCAACCAAUAACGUCAAGUUGGAAGAUGAAAAGGUGAAAGGACUGGUUGACAGCGUGCUCGCAGAGACUGAGCUUAGGGAGAAACGGGCAGGCAAGUGCGAUGAGGCAGAUUUUCUCAAACUGUUGUAUGCUUUCAAUCAACAGGGUAUUCACUUUAGCUAAGUGGGCCCUACGGUAUCUCUCGUUGGGCUGUUUCUACGUUAAGUUUGUGCUUAGCGACGAUUUGGGUAGGAGUUAUCUUGGAUCUUGUGUAGAAUAGAACAAACUUUUAUUGGAAUUCA